GCGGGAAGUAUGGCGGCGUCCGCAGCAGCUGUGGGUGGAUCGACCUCAAGGACUGAGGCGACUAAGUCACCUAUGGGCGGUUCAGUAAUUAAUUGGUCCGGGCAAGGAUUACAAAAACUAGGACCAACUUUGUCCUGUGAUGCAGAUACACAUACUUUGAUUCUAGAUAAAAACCAGUUAAUUAAAUUGGAAAACCUGGAGAAAUGCAAGAACUUGAUGCAGUUGUCUGUUGCAAAUAAUCGGCUGGUACGAAUGAUGGGUGUAGCAAAACUGACUCAGCUUCGGGUACUAAACUUGCCUCAUAACAGUAUUGGUUAUGUAGAAGGAUUGAAGGAUAUAGUGCACCUAGAAUGGCUGAACCUGGCAGGAAAUAAUUUAAAGAUGAUAGAGCAGCUCAACAGCUGCACAUCACUUCAACACCUUGAUUUAUCAGACAACAAUAUAUCUCAAAUAGGUGAUAUCUCAAAGCUUUCCUCUCUGAAGACUCUUUUGCUUCAUGGAAAUAUCAUAACAUCAUUGCGCACGGCUCCUGCUUGCUUACCUCAAAGACUUGCUAUUCUUUCUUUGGCAGAAAAUGAAGUCAGAGACUUAAAUGAGAUUUCCUUCUUGGCUUCCUUCCCAGAGCUGGAGCAAUUGUCAAUUAUGAACAAUCCCUGUGUGAUGGCUACUCCUUCCAUCCCAGGAUUUGACUAUCGGCCAUAUAUUGUUAGUUGGUGUCUCAGUCUUAAAGUCCUUGAUGGCUAUGUGAUUUCUCAGAAAGAAAGUUUGAAAGCAGAGUGGCUUUACAGUCAAGGAAAGGGAAGAUCUUUUCGUCCAGGCCAACAUGUUCCGUUAGUACAGUACCUUGCUAGUGUUUGUCCUCUUACCACUGUGUUUGGGCUCCAAACUGCAGAGGAUGCCAAACUGGAAAAAAUACUACAUAAGCAAAGGUUGCACCAGAGGCAACUGAUGUACCAAAGCCAAUCUGACGAGACCCCUGUUUCCUUGCCUUGCAAUAAAGAGGUGCCUGUUACCAGUGAGCCCAGCAGCCCUGCCCAUGGAUCACAAAUAAGGACUGAACGAGAACCUGUUAUCCAAAAGAAUUCCUGGGUCAGGCCAAGAUCUAAUGAUGACCAUUCCUACGCAAUUACCAAUGCUUUUCUAGCAUCUCCCCAAAGUGAAAGAAAUGCUUGUGAAGACCUUUAUCUGGAAGACAUACAAACAGAUGAGGACAAGCUAAACAGCAGUCUUCUGUCCUCAGAGUCUACUUUUAUGCCUGUUGCUUCAGGGUUGUCACCAUUGUCUCCUACUGCUGCAGAAUUGAGACUUCAUGGAAUCUGUAUUGAUACAGAAUAUAUGAAUGAUACUAACCUUGGAUUUGGAAAAGAGAUUAAUAAAGAAGAUGAAGAAAAGCAGGAAAAGACUCUUUUGGCUGUCGGGGAACAUCCCAUCAAAUCAGCAGAGAUUAUGGAAACUCAAAGGAAAGACCAAACAGAAGGCAAUUUGUCCAUUUCCACUUUAUCAGUAGCCACUAUUAGUCCACCCACUGACACUGGAAGCUGUCCGGUAUCCUCUGAAGACUGUGUUCAGUGUAGUCACAUUGAGCAGUUGCAUAUUCCUGAAGAGGACAUAAUCAAAUCUGCUUCUCCUGCCACAAAUCUGGAGGAGAGGUCUACUGAUCUCUCAGCUCCUUUAUGUCAAAAGGAUGAUGCACUUGAAGAAAUGGCCAGAGCAGCCACAAAGCUACAAGCCUCUUGGAGAGGAUAUUAUACUAGGAACCACCAUCCCAGAGCCAAGGAGGUGCGCUAUGAAAUACGACUCAGCAGAAUGCAGGACCAUAUUAUGCAUUUAACUGAAGAAGUUAAAAAAUUAAGGAAAGAAAAGGAUGAAGAAAGACUUCAAAGAAAGGUGCAAGGGGAGGCUCUCAAAUUCCUUUGGGACCAGGUUAGAUCCAUUCAGGAAUGGCAACUUUCUUUAAACCGACAUCUAAGUAUUAUCUGGAAGGAUGGCAUUCCUACCUCAAGCGCUUUGUGUCCUUCAGAGCUACCUAUAGAGUCAUCUGGACUAAAUCAAGUACUUUCUCCUGUUGCUAGUUCUACCUGGUUAGUUUCAGCUGCUGAAGCUUGUCAUCAGCGAUCUUUACCAGAAUUUCCUGAUUCAGGCUUUCAUUCAUGUGUGACUGACCAAAAUUGCCUUAAUGAAUCACAGAGGUCUGAAGAAAGUUUGACGGAAACAAACGACAGCACUCUAGGGACUUCUUUGGAAACCGUCAAACUCCAUGAAGUUCCUCUUUCAGGCUGCCUUUCAGAUGUGGAAGAGAUUCAACUGAGCCAUGGGGAAUGUAGUGAAAAGGGAUCUAGCUGUGAACAGGACAACAGCCUUCUUCAGCAGUAUUUAAAAUCAGUUGAGCAGCUCAAUGAUGCUGAUGAAAAAGCAAGCUGCAGCAAUGACACAGAAAGCACUAGGCCCAAGGCAGCUGUUUCAUUAGGAAACCUGGCUGCCUCAGGCUCUCAAGAUGCAUUUGCAUCAGAACAAGGUGGAAUUGGUCAAGCAUCUGAAAGGUGCGAUUUGAAUGCAGAAAUAGCAGAAGAAAAACCAACAGACUGUGACUCUUCGUUCCAGGCACUGCCUGUCAGCAUAACUGUGUAGCAGACAUAGACCUGUUAAAUCAGUAGAAAAGCCACUUAACAUUUUUUAAAAUAAAUGUUUAUACAAAAUUUGAAUUCUUUUUGGAUGCUGUUUUGGACUUCCAGUCCCUUGCUGUUAGAACACUUUUGCUUAUAAAUAGCAUUUUCCUGAUCUUCUAACAUUUGACACUGUGUUAAACUGUAGCAGGUACAGUCACUAUGAUGGAUAUAAUGCACUUAAUUCAAGUAUUUAUGACUGACCAAUAACAGGUUUCUAUGAAAUAUAAUUUUGAACAUUCUAACUACUUUUCUCUUACUUUCAUUGAACUAAGUGGUUAGUUUUUCCUAAAUACAAAGCAUACUUUCUUACUAUAUUCUCACUUUAGUUUGCUAGAUGGAGAAAUUAAAACUAAGAAUAUUUGUAAUUUGGGAGAAGUAGGCAGAUGCCCAAGGGAAAAAAGAUAGUCAACAUUUAUUAUAAUCUACAUUUAUAAUAAUCUAACAGAAGUGUUUUGACAGGCAGUUCAAAAAUAUAUGCUAAUAAACUCAGGUACUAAGCCAUAGAUUAUUUCCUUGCCUUGCUACAUGCACAGAUCAUUUUGCUUAAAAAACAGUUAUCAAUAUGCAGUGAUGUGUUUUUGCAAGCAUGGUUGCUGACUUUCAUCUAGCUCAGUUGGUAUCAGAUAGGAAUGAUAUAAUUGUCCAUGACUCUAUUCAGACAUCAUGAGCAAACUUCAUGAACCUAGUUAAUAGGUGUGCUCUCAUGCUUCCUCCCUUGUGCAAUGAUUGAAGAAAGAAGCCUUAGGGUUGCAAAAUCUGUCUGCAGCUGCCUGGAUUAUUUGUGGUUAUUUUCCUUCACAGUAACUGGGAUUCUUAGCCACAGUUGUAUCCUGCUUAAGAAUAAUAUUUUGUGGGGAGGCAAUAAGCCCCAAGUGGCCAGGCAGCUGCAUUCUGAUGAUAUGACAAUUAUAGGUAUUUCAAGAUUUUUGUCAUUCUCUGCAUGAGGUGGAGGGAGGGAGUUAACAAGCACAUCUAUUAACCUGACUCAGUGUUCAUCAAAAACAAACUGGGAUUUGUUCAUGAUGUCUGAAUGAAGCUUGACAGUUACCCUGAUUUCUCUGACAACCAGAUGAAAACUUUUUGUGAUGCAGGUAUGCCGAGCCGAAGUUUUUAGAAGCUAGGGAGGAGACAUUUCUUCAGCCUUUAGCUCUGCAUUCCAAGGUCCUCUUCAGUUUUGCUGCAGUACAGAUGGGUGGAUAAGAGAUUCUUAAGGGCAAGUGGUCUGACUUGUAUUGGCUAUAGAUUUGCAUAGCAUGCUACUUCAGCUGUUCUGGCACAAACCAGUGCUGAUGCUGAAGUGGAAGGUAAUGUUGGACUCAAAGAAUUGCUCUGGUUUAUGUCUCUGUCUGCUCAGAAUACAAGAGAUAAGCUCUGUGACUGGAUUGGCUCACUCCUAAAGAGGAAUUGGCCUCUAUCUGAUGGCCCUGCCAUGUUACAGUGCCUCAUGAGUCUCAGGGCUUCUUGCAAUCAUGGAGACUCAUAAGUCCUCCUGAUUCCAGUUAUAACUAUUCAGGAAGGUAACUGUUGUGUUUCCAACAUGAACCCCGCUGGUUUCCAUAGUUUUUACUAUUAAUUAUGAGCAGCGGUGACUGAGUAUUUUUAUAUUAAGAUUUAGGAACACAAAGAUGUAAUCAUUAGUGGGUUGGGUGUAUUUCUUUUUUCAAUAUUAGGUAUAAAGAUAAGGUUGAAGGCAGCAUAAAGAACAGUGAUGCAGUCCAAAGUUUGUCAUGUAUAUAUGUCUAGACAUUUUGUAAAAAUUUUCACCAUUUCAAGUUUAACUUUCAGAUUUACCGCCAUGGUAUUUAGGAAUGUGGGAGUUUGUGCUGUGAUCUUGCAUUAGAAAAUAAUGUAUAAAGGGGUUUAAUUGAGAAUUUGAUCCUUUAUCUCAGCUUCACUUCCAUAAGAUUAUCCACUAUGUUUUUAACAUCGUAAAUAUUACUAUUCUGAUCUUGCCUCCCCCUGUUUGGAGUUGCUAGUAAUAUUUUCAUGGUAUGCAUUGAUUAUUGCUCACUUUUUGUUUUGAACAUGAAAUUAAUGAAGUUAAUUUUAAAACUAAUGAAAUUAAUAGAAGCACAAUGCUAUUGCGCCAGUUAAGUCUUUAAUAAAGGCAAAUGACUUCCAUUGAAGUUAAUGGGCUUAGUUUAUAAUUCUGCUUAGGAUGGCACUGAUACUGACUAAAUACCUAGUUGAGAGUGAGACCUAAAAGAACUGCAUACAGUCCAGGCAAAGUUACAUACUUUUAGCUCUCGUGAAUAUGGAGAAAAUCAGUGGGAUAUGAAAUAGUUUAACUCAAGUUGUUUUGGAAACUAUACAAAGGUAUUAUCUGCAUUGCCAAUGAACAAAAGAAUUUAAGAAAUAUAUUUCUGAUAGUGAGGGGAUUAUAACAAUUAGAUAGAGAUAAUGAAGAUGUGUGUUAUAAAUUUUCCUGCAUAUCCACCAUAUAGUAUGAAUUGCACAUCUGCCUACUGACUAGUCUUCCACUCCCAUAGAAGUCAGCUGAAAUUGAAGAACUCCAGCAUUUUGGAGAGCUGAGGAACCACUAUUUUGGAAUGUUUUAGGAAGGACCUCUGUGGACCAUUGAAAGAAAGAUGUAGAUAAAGAUCCCCCUUCCUCCGCUGCUGUUGUUGAAAUAAGAAACAGUGAAAAUGGGGAUUGGAUAGAAAUCAGCAGCAUCUUUCAAAGCAAAAUGCUAAUUUAACCGAGCAUGUGCUAGAAAAGCAAAGAGUUUCUGCCUGAUUAUUAAGGACCAUAAUUUUCAAAGGCCCGAUAUAUGUUCUGCCAUUAUAUUUUGACACAUUUGCCAGUAGCUGUCAAUAGCCACACUGAGUGUUCUUUCACACUGCACUGGAGUGAUCUCUCCCCACCUACAAACAGACAUGCUCGCUGGCAGUGAAAUCCAUUGGGUAUUGUCCUGCUGCCUCUGUCGGGCAUGGUACUUAACUGCUUAUCUGCUUGAUGCAUGGAGGACUAAACUGGAUUGCUGAUGUACAGAGGGCAUUCUGAAGAAAUAAAAUAUGUUGCCAGUUUCCAUGACGAGAAGCCUCAGAGUGUUCAGUGUUUGUCUAUAGCAGUGAAGUGCAACAAAACAAAAAAAAGGUCUUGUUUUGCUUUCAUGCACAUCUCUACAUGUAAGUUACAGCUAAAAUGCUUUUAGUAUGGGGAGGUGUUCACAAUAUGAGUAAAUUUUUUCAAAGCAUUUUGUUCUGUUAGGUAUGAUCUGCAUGUAUAGGUAGGGAACAUUGGUUUAGUUUCUGCAGAGUGACUUGUUUGUGUAUAUGUAAAACAACUAAAUGGUAUUAUAUAUACUAGAAGGACCAGUAGUUCUGCUUUUACUGUCAGGAAGAAAAAGGGCUGAGAGUUCUCAGAUUAGCAAAAUAAAGUUAUUUCUUUUUGAAGCUAGCAUAUCAUUGGAUUCUUAAAGCAUUUUUUAAAGUGUAUAUAUGUGAUGUCAUCAGAUCAUUUAUAUACACAUAUAUAUGAUCUGCUGUCUACUUUUUCUAAGCCUUAAGCAUUAACAGUAAGUCAGAUUCCAUUUCCAUCUCUAGAUAAACACAUACUCAGAGGAUUUGGGUUUCUGUUGCUGGAAGCCAAGAAAGGAACUGAAAGGGUGAAAAGCAAGAACAGCCUUUCCUCCCCUCUUCACACUUAAUUGCACCACUUCUUUGGUGGCUGUUCCUUUUUGGCUGCUACCUAAACUUCCAAAGGCCACAAGCCAACUAUUUUUGCCUUUUUGUGAUAAAGGAGGGAAGAGGAAUUGUGAUGCAUUUUAAUGCUACUUUUCUUCCUGCCUCUGGCAAAGUGGUCAGGAAGGUGUUUUUGUCCCCAGCAAUAGUGGUAGCAACUUAAUGGUGGCAUGCUGAUGCACAUACUUUGCUUGUAUGCAUCUUUCCUCCUGCUGCACCACCUUUUAUCAUAAGAGCAGUGAAAAUAAGAAACACUGGAUUCUUUUUUCAGUUGGGGCCUGUAAUUUUUCAGUUUUCUUGUAAACAGCCUUGUGAUCGUGUGUGUUCCAAUAUUAUAAUCAGGAUUACUAUUGGCAUUUGCUGCCUUUCCUCUUGUAAGUAAAAUAUUUAAACUGGAAUCUUAAGCAUUUCUUGCUGAAAUCAUUGGGAUUUAUUUUCAAAUAAACAUGGCCGUGAUCAAGCUCCUACAUUUAUCAUUUUAAUCUUUGUCCUUUCUUUAAAGAACCUGAAAGCGAGAACACCAGUCAGUAUUGUUGCCACCUAUAUUUUCUUGCAUAGAUGUUAAUAUGAAUUGGGAAUAAACAAACUCUAGAAUUUUUAGCUCACUGAUCUGUGUUCUGCAGAUUUUGGGGCAACUCUGCCUCUUAUCAACCUUGAUUAAACAGCAUUUGUAAGAUUUUCAGAGGCAUUUGCUCUAACAUUGUUCUUACUGUAAUUAGUAGUAAAACAUCCACAGCUUCAGGUAGGACAAUGCUUAGGAGGACAACCCUUUUAAGAAGAUUUUUUUCCCCUUUUUAAAUAUGUAUGUGUCCACAGCAUACUCAGUCCGGCAAGGCAGUAAGAUUACAAGCUGGAUAAAUGCAAUUUGCUUAGUCAAGAUCAAGUUCAAAUAUGAAAUAGCCAUAGAAUCCUCUAUGCUGUAUAUUUGAGUGUAAUGUAACUUUUAUAGCAUCUUUUUUAAAA
Molecule: messenger RNA, 7312 nt
Organism: Eublepharis macularius
Lineage: Eukaryota; Metazoa; Chordata; Lepidosauria; Squamata; Eublepharidae
Gene: CEP97
Product: centrosomal protein 97
Exons: 11
Coding region: 10-2628 (872 amino acids)
Molecular function (GO): protein binding
Source: RefSeq, a predicted model, not a curated record